UUAAAUGCAAAACAAAAUUAAGCUUUGGCAGCUAUCGGUCAUUUUCAUGAUUUUUUAAACAUACAUUAUAGCUGAUACGGCCUAAGUAUGUCAACCCACCAUUCGGUUUAUCUUUUUGAUUAGCAGUUCAAAGAGAGUGGCUUAUGAUCAUUUCUUUUUUUUUUUUUUGGGGGGGGGGGGAGUACGAACUUUCUAUGUGGUCUAAUAAAUGGUGUAUUUGUAAGACAUAGAAUUCAAGCAAAAUAAUUCUUUUCAGAUAUUAAAUGUUACAUAAAGCUUAUGAACUAUGAACCUGUGAAACAAAACAUUAAAUUAAUAUUUUUUGGGGAGAUUGUACUGUCUGAUUUUAUCAACUUCUGAAAUACAACAAGGGAGAACUUCUCAAAGACUUGCUUUUCCACUCCAGGUAAAUUGUAUCAGUGUUAAGGCUUCAACGUGUGUUCUUAAUGAACCUCAAUAAUAAAAUAAUAUUAUUAUGGACUUUGACAGAGCAUUUUGAAUCAAAAUAUUAUCCAUUUAUUCCGUACUUGCACAAAGGCCGCUCUAGGCCUCCGUAAUUAGGGACUUUCCCUAGCGUGUGAAUCCUGAUUCUGUUGCGCAGACUACGUAGCCUGUACAUUGCGCAGGUGCGCCUUGAAUAAAGGCUCAGAAGAGAAAGAGACACACACCCCCAAAACAGUACUCCAGACAGCGUUAUACGGACAGCUAAAAUCCAAGUUUCCAGCUUUCAGUACUUCCACACAACACAUGGAGCUCAAACUUUCUGACUUUAGGUCAGUGGAAGACUAUAAGGGUUGGCGCACAGUGGAACGGUAUGCCUUCAAUCCUCGGGACUACCCAGAUGAUCAGAGCGAACAACAACGCCGGCUUGAUUUUUUUCUGGAAAGCAUCGUGCCUUCAAAGUUUGAGUGGCCUGCAGGUGUUGAAGAAGCAAGAGUUUUGUCGCCAAGCUAUGUUGAAGAUGAAUGCCUUGGAGAUAAGGCAAGCUUGAUAACUGACUGGGAAGAAUUAAAACUUACACCCGACCGAGUAAACUUCCUCACUAUCAAAGAAUUGGCUUUGGCUCACAAGUGUUUACGGGGUACGUGGCUUCUCUUUUACAAACCGUUCGAAAGAGAAAAAUAUGACGCGGAAUGGGUGAGGAUUGCCCAAGCAACAGUGAAGGGGAAGCUCGGUAUGUUCGCUAAAGUGCCGAGAGACAUGGGGGCAACAGCUUACUUUAUUAGUGUCUACAAUAAUAAUUUCAACAACAAGGAAGGGGUGAAGGAACUGGAAGAGAAGAUUCGUCAUCUUGGUGUGAAGGGCAAGAUGGUUUAUAAGCCCAGUGUCUUCACCGUACUACGCAUAUUUGCAAUUAAUGAUUGGUCCUUGAAUGUGGGCACCUAUACAUCGUGUUGGAAUUCUGCCGAAGACAGAUCAGUGAUAAAGGACGAAACCAUGUAAAAUUGUAAACUAUGAAGCAACCCAAAAGUUAAUACCGAUUUUAUUACACAACUACUUUGAACACCAUUAGAUAACCCUCGCAUCAAAGUAUUAAUUUAGAUGGAAAACAGUAUAAGCUUCGACAGCUAUCGGUAUUUUCAUGAUUUUUUUUAAAGGAACAAAUAGAGAAUUGGUUUUUGCUAAUAAACAUUUGCUGGCAGUGUAAUCACUUUAUUUAACCCACCAUACGCAUACACUGACAAACAUGUAGAAGUUUGAAAUCGAUCGGCCAUCUGGGUCACAAGAAAAUAGUGAAAAACAAAAUACACAUUAUGCAUGACAUCGAUUUAAAAAAAAAAGAGGAUAAAACGCUCAUUGAGCGAUAAACUACAAACGGGAAAUCAGUUUUAUUUAUUUCUCGUCAAAAUAUGACAUUUCA
Molecule: messenger RNA, 1861 nt
Organism: Asterias rubens (European starfish)
Lineage: Eukaryota; Metazoa; Echinodermata; Asteroidea; Forcipulatida; Asteriidae
Product: UPF0696 protein C11orf68 homolog
Exons: 4
Coding region: 748-1443 (231 amino acids)
Source: RefSeq, a predicted model, not a curated record